CGGGUAGCAGUGAGGAAGGAGGACGGCGUCCCGUGGUUGCCUAGCAAUGGGCCCGAACUGCAUUCUGGGACGCCACAGAUUGCCCACGCUGCGACCUCUCCCCCCGGGCAUCCCUCUCUCAGCCGUCGCGCAACACGGAAGCAUGGCGGCCGCCCGUGACAGCCCGGUGUCCGCUUGCUCCCAGCGCAGGCUCAGGAUCAUCUCCGGGCACCUGCAGCCUGCCAUCUCCUUCAGCGAGUGCAAGGCCCCGGCGGCUCCCUCCAUCCCUAAGAAACGGCAAGAGGUUCUGAAAUGGAACGGAUGGGGAUACAGUGAUUCCAAAUUCACUUUCAACAAAAAGGGGCAAGCCGAAUUCACAGGCAAACGGUAUAAACUAAGUGGCUUGGUGCUGCCGGCUUUACGAGAAUGGAUGGAAAAGACAUUUGGUGCUAGUUUGAAUCACAAAACUACCUCGCGAGCAUCUUUAAAUGUAAGUGAUGCCCCUCCAGCUGUUGUAAAUGAAGGAUUUAUCCAGGAGAUUAAAGCCAUCGGCAUUUCAUUCUCUCAAGAUGUUGAGGAUCGGGUUUUCCGGGCUCAUGGGCACUGCCUGUACGAAAUAUUUGCACUCAGGGAAGGAAUGUUUAAAAGAAUUCCAGACAUCAUCUUGUGGCCAAAUUGUCAUGAAGACGUUGUACGGAUAGUAGACCUGGCCAGUAAAUAUGAUGUGUGCAUUAUUCCUUUUGGUGGUGGUACAAGUGUAUCUAAUGCGUUGGAGUGUCCAGAAGAUGAGAAAAGAACCAUUGUCUCAUUGGAUACUUCUCAAAUGAGCAGAAUCCUCUGGAUAGACGAGAAGAACCUGACUGCCCAUGUGGAGGCCGGUAUCACUGGCCAGGACCUAGAAAAGCAGCUCGGGGAACGUGGAUUCUGUACGGGGCAUGAACCAGACUCCAUGGAAUUCAGCACGUUGGGAGGCUGGGUAGCUACGCGGGCAUCGGGCAUGAAGAAGAACAUCUAUGGAAAUAUUGAAGAUCUGGUUGUGCACUUAAAAGUGGUGACUCCUAAAGGCAUCGUUGAAAAAAGCUGCCAGGGGCCUAGGAUGUCAACAGGACCAGAUAUUUAUCAUUUCAUUAUGGGCUCUGAAGGAACUCUCGGAGUGGUCACAGAAGUCACAAUUAAAAUUAGACCUGUUCCAGAAUAUCAGAAGUAUGGCUCAGUGGUCUUUCCAAACUUUGAGAGAGGUGUGGCCUGCUUAAGAGAAGUUGCAAAACAGAGGUGUGCUCCUGCAUCGAUUCGCCUUAUGGACAAUGCACAGUUUCAGUUUGGGCAUGCUCUUAAACCUCAGGUGGCCUCAAUUUUUACUUCAUUUUUGGAUGGGUUUAAAAAAUUCUACAUCACAAAGUUUAAAGGCUUUGAUCCAAAUCAGCUUUGUGUUGCCACCUUGUUGUUCGAGGGUGAUCGUGAGAAGGUGCUACAACAUGAAAAGCAGGUGUAUGACAUAGCUGCAAAGUUUGGGGGUCUGGCAGCAGGCGAGGAUAAUGGGCAGCGAGGUUACAUGCUGACAUUCGUCAUUGCUUACCUUCGGGACCUUGGCAUGGACUACUAUUUGAUAGGCGAGUCAUUUGAGACUUCUGUACCAUGGGACAGGGUUCUAGAUCUGUGCCGGAACGUUAAAGAGAGAAUUGUUCGCGAGUGCAAAGAAAGAGGGGUACAGUUUCCUCCCUUUUCAACGUGCAGGGUCACACAGACCUACGACGCUGGUGCCUGUGUAUAUUUCUACUUUGCUUUUAACUACAGGGGCUUAAGUGACCCGAUUCAUGUGUAUGAAGAAAUUGAGUUUGCGGCUAGAGAGGAGAUUCUUGCCAAUGGUGGAAGCCUUUCACAUCACCAUGGAGUGGGGAAGUUACGGAAGCAGUGGCUAAAGGACAGCAUUUCAGACGUCGGUAUUGGAAUGCUCCGGUCCGUCAAGAAUUACGUGGAUCCAAGCAAUAUCUUCGGCAACCGAAACCUUUUAUAAACAGUGCUAUCUGUAAUUCUGUCACUGCGUCAACAUGUUUUAAUACUGUACAGUUAUCCCAUUACACAAGCACAGUCAGAGCGGGUUGAGGGUAGGGAGAAUUAUGCCACGAGAUGAGAGGAGAAUGAAUUCAUUUUGUUAAUCAAAAUGUCCUUUUGUUUCGGUAUAAUGUUUAGGGUACUCUUGCUAAGGAUUGGACUUGGCAAUCAGUGUUCUGUGGGACAGCUGUGCUUUUGCUUGCAGCUCUUGACCCCUUCCCCAGACAUAUGUUACAUUGAACGGUCCCUGGGUUGUCAGGGCAAGAAAAAUUCACUUUGUCUCAGCCAGCCUCUAAACCCUAAUGCAUAGCUCGCUGCUGCUUAUAGCAAAUGGCAAUUUCUUAAGCCAGUCAAGCAAGACAUUGAUUUAUCAGAAUAUCUUGUGCAGUCCGAGGCCAGUUGUGUGAGUAUAACUAUUUUACUUGGUAAACAAAUAAGAAGCUAUAUAAUGGCUAGAGUGAUACUAAAAACUCACCCGUGAACCCAUCAUAAGAUAAGUGUUUGCUAAAAACUAAUUUUCAGGAUAAUAAAUACCAGUAUCCUAAGCAGAUAUCGGUUAAAGUUGUUUUAUACUUAUUAAGCUAACCCGUAAAUAGACUGCAGCGUCAUAGCAACUACCGUUUAUAGGCUGAUAUACUUUAUAUAUCUUAUCUUUGACUUUAUAUCGCAACUUAUUUCAAAACGGUUUUGAUUUUAGCUUACAGGCUUAAGACAAAAAAACGAGAAGUUCCAUGACGGAACAACUCGGAGACAGGUGGAAUGAGACAGGCUGGCUAUUUUCGGAAUAAAACACAUACCCUCUCUUAACAACGCACUGGCUGGCAAAUGGGCAUGCCGUCUGCACUACCUACUUAGUAAUACAGGCUUUUCAUAACAAUCUGUGGAUAGGGUGCCCAAAGCGGCUGGUCCUCAUUUCUUCGUCGGAGGGUGGCAGCUGCUGUGUGCAGAAUCAUUGCUACCCAGAGAACAAAGUCGGAUGCUUGGAACGGUCUGCGGAAACAGCUGCUCAUCCUGCCUCUUACUAGCUCAUCUCCUGGGAAGAAAACCACAUUAACGUGAUCAAGCUUUAAGCAAGAGCUCCCUGUGUGUUCGAGAUUCUGAGGAACCGUUCCUGUUCUAUUAAAUAUUUAAGCAGCUUUGCUAUUUUCAGAUGGCAAAAUUGAAACAUAUGUCUCCCCCCAUAACCACCACACACACACACGCACAUAUCAGUGGUAACAUCAAGUUUGACGGUUGAGAACGUUUUGCAAGGCAUGUUCAUUCUUGAUUUACUCUGUGUUGUACGGCUCAAUUGGAGUUCUAUUUGUAAUUAUGGGAUACUCUUUAACCCCUUCACUGCUGCAGCACACUUCAGGAGGAGUGAACUGGUUAAAAUCCUAAUUUGGCCAUUCUACUUUUUUGUACAGAGAUGCUAACACCUUCAUACUAUAUGUUCAGUACAGAAUUUAUGACAUAAAAUUAAUGCUUUCACCCAAA
Pseudophryne corroboree (corroboree frog) is the source of this 3507-nucleotide messenger RNA. It is a transcript of the gene AGPS, whose product is annotated as alkylglycerone phosphate synthase. Gene Ontology annotation, cellular component: peroxisome. The transcript has 20 exons. The coding region runs from base 47 to 1993 and encodes 648 amino acids. The record is from RefSeq and is a predicted model, not a curated record. Gene Ontology annotation, biological process: lipid biosynthetic process. Gene Ontology annotation, molecular function: alkylglycerone-phosphate synthase activity; FAD binding. NCBI's taxonomy places the organism in Eukaryota, Metazoa, Chordata, Amphibia, Anura, Myobatrachidae.